AUGGGCAAAGAUGAUCGCAGCGUACCGGUGAUCAACGAGAACGGCUUCACUAUCAACGGCUGUAGCUUCAACGUUGACCCCAAGUACAAACCCAUCGACGCUAUCGGACAAGGUUCCUAUGGUGUCGUGUGCUCUGUACGCAAUACCGAGACCGAUGAAAAGCUGGCUAUCAAGAAGAUCACACCCAUGGCUGGCGAUGAGUGGGAUGCCACGCAUACACUGCGUGAAAUUCGCCUUAUGCGAUGUCUUGGAGCCCAUGAAAAUGUGAGUAUACUCACUUUUUUCACUUUCAUCAUAUCACUCAAGGACUUGAGCAUGUGUAAGGACAAGGACGAGCUGUACAUGAUGAUGGAACUUGCCGAUACGGACUUGCAUCGCCUUAUCCAGAGUUCUUGUCCUCUUACUGAAGGACACAUUCGAGUCAUAAUGUACCAGGUUCUCUCUGGUGUCAAGGCGAUGCACGACAAUGGCGUUCUCCAUCGCGACUUGAAGCCAGGGAACCUCUUGCUCAAUAAGGACUGCGAGUUGAAGAUCACGGACUUUGGGCUGGCCCGAAUGAUGCCUAAGAAAGCUCAAUUGGGACCGGAACACGCUUCAAACGACAGUGUAUCCAUGAUGACCGAGUACGUAGUGACGCGUUGGUACCGACCGCCUGAGCUCAUGCUCGCACCCAACGGAAGCUACGACGGAGCCGUCGAUAUGUGGUCGGUAGGCUGCAUCUUAGGAGAACUCGUGUCCCGUAAACCACUCUUUCCAGGUACAGACUUCAUGGACCAACUCACACGUGUGUUCCAAGUGCUCCCAGUGCCUGAACCUGAAGAUCGAGGCUACGUUAUCGAGAAAGAUGCGCUGAAAUUCCUCUCGUCACUUCCCGCUCCUAUUCCAGGUGCCUUCGAGACGAAACUAGGCGAAGCUGUAGGUCCUCAAGCUCUGGAUUUACUACGUCGGCUGCUGUGUUUUAACCCCAAAGAGCGGAUUUCAGCGGACGACGCACUGAUGCAUCCGUUUUUCGAGGGUGUUCAAGAAGAGUGGGGGGAGAUCACCGCUCUACACCUCGCUCAUUCCCUCGAAUUCGCCUUCGAGACUCAAUCUCUACCGCUCUCCACCUUACGUCAGUACAUUUGUGACGAGGUUCUUGCCUUCGGAGAGCGAGCAAGUAAACGACCAUCAGAGCCACAGGACAAGGAGCCUCAAGCUAAUCCGGAGAUGGCUACAGUAUCGACAGAAGCAAGCAACAACGAUACGCCUUCAGUGCCGGAGAACGACUGUCCUGUAGGCUCGGGAUUCACUCUGAAGAGCUGCCAGUUCAACGUGCCAGCCAAGUACAAGCCACUUCAAGUGCUCGGAGAAGGCUCGUACGGCAUCGUGUGCGCGGCAACGGACACGGAGACCAAGAAGAACGUGGCUAUCAAGAAGAUCACGCCAAUGGCAGGGGACGAGUGGGACGCCAAGCACACGUUACGCGAGAUUCGCCUCAUGCGGUACUUCGGGAAACACCCGAACAUCGCGUCGCUGCAGAACUUGAGUACGUGCAUGGACAAGGACGAGCUGUACUUGAUGAUGGACCUCGUGGACACGGAUCUCCACCGGCUCAUCCAGAGCAAGACCAAGCUCGAAGACGCGCACAUUGCAGCCAUCAUGUACCAGCUUCUCUGUGGCGCUCAAACGCUGCACGAGAACGGCGUUCUGCAUCGCGAUCUCAAGCCAGGAAAUAUCUUGGUCAGCAAGAACUGCGACGUCAAGAUCACGGACUUCGGACUCUCUCGGUACAUCCCACACAGCGCUCGUACGGACGGCGUCACGUCUCCAACCGACGCGGAAUCUCGACGUGCAGUGGAUAAAACCCAAGCCUUGAUGACCGAGUACGUCGUCACGCGGUGGUACCGACCGCCUGAGAUCAUGUUGGCACCCUCGGGAGUAUACAAUGAGGCGGUGGAUAUGUGGUCCAUUGGCUGUAUCUUCGGCGAGCUGCUGAAUCGUCGACCCAUGUUCCCUGGCUCCGACUUCCUGGAUCAACUCUCUCGUGUCUUCAGUGCUCUACCCGUUCCAGCGCGGGACAAACGCGGCUACGACGUGGAAGGAGACGCCUUGGCGUUCCUGGACAGUCUGCCGCCUUGUUCCCCCUCCGCUCUCACUAAACUAUUCCGUCGUGCGUCGCCAGAAGCUGUGAGUCUGCUGCGUCGAUUGCUGUGCGUGAAUCCUGCGCGUCGCAUCUCGGCGAAGCAGGCGCUGGCGCAUCCUUACUUCAAGAGUAUAAGAGCGCAACUGGGUGAGCCGCCAGUGUUCCGAGUGGACAAGGCCUUCGACUUCGAGUUCGACUACCAAGAGUUCUCGCUUACGCACUUGAAGACGCUGAUACAGAGCGAAGUCAAGUUGUUGCAGAAGUACGGGCUCCCUCCACCCAUUCCGGAUUCGGAACCGGUUCCGACUGCCGUUGCCGAAGAAGUGGACGACUUGGAGGACGAACAAGAGGUCAAACAGGAGAGGAACGACGAGGUCGUGUCCAAGACACAAACGCCAGCGGAACCGGAGACGGACGGGCCUAUGUCUUCGGAUUCGGAACCGGAUACCAAGCAUCGACAGCAACAGGAUGAGGAGACGGAAGCUGUUCCUCAGGAGCCAGUGGCUGUAGAACCGACCACGCAGACCAACGACGACGACGAGAAGCCACGCAAAGAGACCACGAGCUCUGCUCGCUCAGAACCGCCUUCAGCAGCGACACAUCGGUCGUCCCGGACUGCUACAGCGAGCUCUUUAGCUCGUCCGAAAAGUGCUGGAGCGACGUCACGUCGAUCGACGUCUUCGUCCUACAUUUCAACGAGCCGAAGCAGCUCUGGAGGGAUGUCGUACCGCUCGCAACGGGAGGACGACGAGGUCUCGUCCGUCUCCAGCAUCAGCAGCAACAACCGCCACAGCAGCAACAACGGCUUGGAGUCCGUCGACCGCGGAGGGAAGUGGGGUCACUCUCGCUCCAGCGUCAUGGCGCCCACUGCGUCUUCGAGACUUCACCGAUCCAGUCACAGCUCAUCGACGUCUUCCAUCCACGACCGUCGGAGCGGGGCAGUCAAGACGGCAGCGAUCUCCACACGCACUGGGUCCGCACGCGUGUCCAGCAGCAACCAGCGAAGUGCACGUGGAGACGAAUCCAUCGACCGCGAGUCCGUCAAGAGUGACUCCGUCCGAGGUCCUGAGCGUGUCAGCUCCACUCUCACAGCGGCCACCGCGUCCUCAUUACGUCGACAAACGAGCUCUGCCGGGACGGUGCGGACGUUAUCUGCUCGAAAAGAGCCGCUUCCCGAGGGCUGGAUACGUCGCACUCACUCCAAGAGUGGCCGAGAGUAUUUCUACGACACACUCAACAAAGUGGCGUCCUGGAAACUGCCCGUCAAGCAGCAGCAGCUCGACAACCUCUUCGCUGGGACGUCGAGUGCUUCGACUGCAUCGUCUACUUCUCGAGUCGCGCACGGCCAUCGCCAGAAUGUCCAGGUCGUGCCAGGCACGUCGUCGACGGCCUCUUCUCCGUCCAGUGCAAUGACGCCCGAGUCCUCUACGAGUCGCAGCUCGAUGCUUUCUAGUCGACGAACAGGUUCCAGUACGUCCAGCAAUCUACCGAAGGAGUGGGCUCGCCGCUCCGACCCCAAGACUGGACGUCUGUUCUACGUCAACCUGGUCACCAACCGCUCGUACGCCAAGCUCCCGUCGUCAGUCACCGCUGCCAUGCUCAACCUCGGCCGUGAAGCUGUCGCGAGUAAACGCGCCGCUGCAGAAGCUCUCAACCGGAAGAAAGCCACGGUACCGCACAGUCCUCAGUUCUCGCAGAUGUCUUGGCAGCGUAAAAGAGUCCCCAACACGGACGACUGA
Messenger RNA from Phytophthora infestans T30-4, 3861 nucleotides. RefSeq names its product mitogen-activated protein kinase, putative. Gene Ontology annotation, molecular function: protein binding; protein serine/threonine kinase activity; ATP binding. Bases 1 to 3861 code for a protein of 1286 amino acids. Gene Ontology annotation, cellular component: cytoplasm; nucleus. The transcript is spliced from 3 exons. The record is from RefSeq and is a predicted model, not a curated record. Lineage: Eukaryota; Oomycota; Peronosporomycetes; Peronosporales; Peronosporaceae. Gene Ontology annotation, biological process: protein phosphorylation; intracellular signal transduction.